AUGACGUUCCUUGGUCCUUCUACCACUAAGAAAGUCAAGGGCAUAAAAUCCUCUAUUCAAGAGGAUAUAAGACGACCACUCGCCCUCCUUAGUCAAAAUAUUAACCGCGCAAAGCCCACUACCGAAAGCUCCAGCUCCUACGUAACCAACGAAUCCAAGAAAGCCAUAUCCGUCUUGAUAAACCAGCAUGAGCAAGCCAAGUCUGAGCUCGAGAACCACAAAUCAUCCGAGUCGAAAAUGAAGAAUGAAGUCGAAGAACUGCGCACACAAAUCCAGGAGCUUCAUGAUACCAUCAAACAUGACCAGGAUGAUCUGAGAGAAUUGAAUCAAAUUAUCGAGGGGGGCAUGCAAGGAUCCUCUACUGUUCCUGAUACACAGGAAGCCCUUUUCGAAAAGCUAAUUGCCAGGGAAACUGUUAUUGAUCGAGAAAUCUUCAAUCUCCGCGAUGAUAAAGUUAUUUCGAGAGCUGAACUCUGGUUUGCUGCUGUGGGAAGAGUAGACGAAUCAGUUGAACAUCUUGAUCAAGCUAGCCGAGAUAGGAACCUAGCAAUGCGCAAGGAAAUGUAUAUUAGAACCAAGCGUUCUAUUGCUCAGAACACAAGAGCUGCGCUAUUAUCAACAAAAGAGGAUAUUCGAAAGCAGAAACUCGACAUAUUCCGCAAUGAUAAUGUCGAAGGCCACGUACCACUUGCUCCUCCUUCGCCUAUUUCCAUAGAUAGCGAUCAGGUCUCCUUUGUAGCGGGAACUCCACUUGGUGAUCCUUUUGUCGAGAACGCUUCGCAAAAUCGAGAUGACUCUUGGGCUACAAUCGAUGGGGGAGAAUCCUCUUAUGUACUGAGUCGUAUCUUUAGUGAGGACAAUCGGACAGUACAAGACAGUCGUAGAACAACUAUCAGCAGAGAACAAUCUUCCAACGUCCUGAGUGGUAUAUCUGGUCAAGACACGCAGACAGUAGAAGACAGUCAUAGGGCAACAAUCGAAGAGAACCGAUCUCUCAGACUCCAAAUCCAGACUACGGAGCGAAAAGUCCAAGAAUGGGAGGGAAAUUUCGAUCGCUUUAAACUUGAAACUCAAGCCAAAAUUCAAAGACUAGCAUCUGAAGUUUCUUUUGGUGAAGACUCUCUUCAAGAGUACAAGAACGCUUUAGAAGACGCUGAUGAAGUGCGCGGACAACUGGUACAUGAUCUAGCACAGAUAGAAGAAGACAAAGACCGUCUCUGUGUUAUAGUCGAAGAGGUCGGCCUUCCUAUCUUAGCACGAAACGCAGAGAAUAUGAAGCGGAUCAAGCGCGAUGGCGCUUUUACAUCACUCGGCAACAGACACAUUGAUGCACAUCUUGCUUCUAUUCUUCUAUGCGAGAAGGAAAUUGUGAGCGGUCCCGUCAUUAGCCACGAAAUGUUUCUUAGCAUGUAUGGUGUUUCUGUUGGUGAAUACCGUCACUUGUACAAAGUAUCUGAAAGACUGGAUGAGAUGUUCAAUAUGCAUGCUAUGCUUGUAGAAUCUGGUUCUUUUACUGAAAAGACACUUUCCGAGACUCGAGAUUCUUUGUUUCAAAACUUGUUUACACAGGGUUUGCUUCAAUUUGAUGCGAUUGAGGCACCCAACGCGAAGGAUAAAGGUCGUAUUUUCGACUCGCAGGAUGGAGAGGACCAAAUCAAAACAUUCAAUGAAAUGUUGGAGAUUGUGCAGGAUAUCAAGCGAAUGCAGAGGGAUGCAAAAUUAGAACCGGUGCCUGAGCAAUUGGUUUCUGAGGAACCGAGUUCUGAGGAAUCAGGUUCUGAGAAUUCCGUUUCUGAGCCGGUUUCUGAAUCCUGA
Messenger RNA from Botrytis sinoallii, 1815 nucleotides. RefSeq lists its product as uncharacterized. Bases 1 to 1815 code for a protein of 604 amino acids. Lineage: Eukaryota; Fungi; Ascomycota; Leotiomycetes; Helotiales; Sclerotiniaceae. The record is from RefSeq and is a predicted model, not a curated record. The transcript has 3 exons.